GGAAGCCACUGGAACUAUAGAAGGAAAACUCAGAGAUUGGGCACCAAAUACGUAGUCUCCAUUUCUGAAAAGUUCCUGACACAAAAAACUAGGAAGUUUUGUCCUUCUGCAUUUCACAGUCCCGCCUGCCAGUGAGCAGUUUUCUUUUGAAGACGUUCUGUUGGUGCCUUUAAGGGCAUUUUCUCCUGAUGCAUGCGUGAUUUCUCCACCAAUACCUUCUGAGAAAGAAAUCUAGAGGACGAGGGGAAAGAAGAAAUGUCCAGCUCUCAGACACUGCUGACCUUCAGGGACGUGGCCAUCGAAUUCUCUCAGGAGGAGUGGGGAUGCCUGAAUCACAGUCAGAGGGAACUGUACAGAGAUGUGAUGUUAGAGACCUAUGGACACCUCCUCUUCUUGGGUCUUGUGUCAAAACCAGACCUGGUCAUCGUUUUGGAGCAAAAGAAGGAGCUGUGGGGUGUGAAGAGAAAAAAGACAGUAGCCUCACACCCAGCUGUAUCUUCACAAUGCACCCAGAAUUUCCUGCCAAAGCCGUACUUAGAACCUUCUCUCCAAAAAGUGUCAAUCGGUGAACAUAGUACCCUUGAGAAUUUACACUUAAUGAUAGAUUGUGACAACGAUGGGGAGAGUGAAGGGCAUCAAACAUAUGACGGACAUUUCCAAACAGAGACAUCUUCCCAUAGGAAGAAUCUCACUGACCCAUAUGGUGAAGGAUAUAAAGCAUUUUGCAAAACCUCCCCUUGUAAGUUAGCUACUUCUACAAAGCAGUGUGUUUCCAUCACCAAAAACUCAAGUCAAAGAUUCAAACAUAAUUAUUUGUCGAAAGAAAAUUUGGAAAAUCUGGAAAGUUACCUCAUUCAGGUGGAAAAUAAGUAUUUGAACCAAUUUGAAAAUAGGAUCGGAUUGACCUUUCAGACAACUGUUUCUGAAAAUCAUAAAUUUAAAAAUCAAGAAGAAAUUGUUAAGGGGUGUCAAUUUGAGGGGCACAUCACAAAGAAGUCAACCCUACAAAACUACGAGAGUAUUUUCAAUGGACAUAGAAUUGUUCCUUGCAGUGAAUCUGAGAAAACAUUUAACCAAGGCUCAAUUGUUAACAAAUGUCUAUGUACUCAUUUGCCAGAUAACCAUUUUGAAUGUAAUAAAGGUAAGGAAGUUUUGUCUCAAAGAUCUAAACAUAUUAUACAGACGAGUAUGCUUAUAAAAGAAAAUCUUUAUAAAUAUAAUGCAUGUGGGAAAGAUCUGAAGGAGUCCUCCAGUGUUGGUGAUCAUCAGACAAUUUGUGUGGGAAAAAACACAUACAUGUGUAAUAAAUCUGGAAGUGUGUGGAGUCAGUCACGAAGACUACAUGCACAUAGGACGAUUCGUCCUGGAGAGAAAAGGUACACUUGUAGGGAAUGUGGCAUAGUCUUUCAUUGGCACUCGGCACUAUCUCAACAUCAGCGAAUGCAUGCUGGAACGAAAUUGUACAAAUGUGAAGAAUCUGGUAAAACCUUUAAGGACUACUCAUCACUAAAUAAACACAGGCAAAUCCGUAUCAGAGUGGGACAUCACAAAUGUCAACAAUGUGGCAAAGCUUUUAGGAGGCACUCCUACCUUCCUAGACAUCAGAGCAUCCAUACUGGAGAGACCCCUUACCAAUGUAAAGAAUGUGGCAAGGCCUUUAGCCAGCACUCAACCCUUACUCAACAUCUCAGAAUUCACACUGGGGAGAAACCUUACCAAUGUAAAUAUUGUGAUAAGGCCUUUAGCCAGCACUCAAACCUUAUUCGACAUCAUAGAGUUCAUACUGGAGAGAAACCUUACCAAUGUAGAGAAUGUGGCAAGGUCUUUGGCCAGCACUCACACCUUACUCAACACCACAGAAUUCAUAGUGGAGAGAAACCUUACCAAUGUAAAGAAUGUGGCAAGGCCUUUAGCUACCACUCAGUUCUUAUUCACCAUCACAGAAUUCACACUGGAGAGAAACCUCACCAAUGUAAAGAAUGUGGCAAGACCUUUACCGAGCACUCAAACCUUACUCGCCAUCUCAGAAUUCAUACUGGAGAGAAACCUUACAAAUGUAAGGAAUGUGGGAAGGCCUUUACCCAGCACUCAAUCCUUACUCGCCAUCUCAGAAUUCAUACUGGAGAGAAACCUUACAAAUGUAAGGAAUGUGGCAAGGCCUUUACCAGGUACUCAAAUCUUAUUCGACAUCUCAGAAUUCAUAAUGGAGAGAAACCUUACAAAUGUAAGGAAUGUGGCAAGGCCUUUAAAGGACCCUCAGACCUCACUCGACAUUACAGAAUUCAUAGUGGAGAGAAACCUCAUCAAUGUAAGGAAUGUGGCAAGGCCUUUACCAGGCACUCACACCUUAUUCAACAUCUCAGAAUUCACACAGGAGAGAAACCUCACCAGUGUAAAGAAUGCGGCAAGGCCUUUAGCUACCACUCAGUCCUUAUUCACCAUCACAGAAUUCACACUGGAGAGAAACCUCACCAAUGUAAAGAAUGUGGCAAGACCUUUACUGAGCACUCAAACCUUACUCGCCAUCUCAGAAUUCAUACUGGAGAGAAACCUCACCAAUGUAAAGAAUGUGGCAAGACCUUUACUGAGCACUCAAACCUUACUCGCCAUCUCAGAAUUCAUACUGGAGAGAAACCUUACAAAUGCAAGGAAUGUGGCAAGGCCUUUACCAGGUACUCAAAUCUUAUUCGACAUCUCAGAAUUCAUAGUGGAGAGAAACCUCACCAAUGUAAGGAAUGUGGCAAGGCCUUUACCAGGCACUCACACCUUAUUCAACAUCUCAGAAUUCACACUGGAGAGAAACCUCACCAGUGUAAAGAAUGUGGCAAGGCCUUUGGCUUGCAUUCAUGCCUUAUUCAACAUCUCAGAAUUCAUGCUGGAGAGAAACAUUACCAAUGUAAAGAAUGUGGCAAGGCCUUUACCUGGUCCUCAAUCCUUACUCGACAUCACAGAAUUCACACUGGAGAGAAACCUGAUAAUGUAAAAAGAAUGUAAGUCACUGCCUGUAAGUGGUGCCCAGCCCUUAAGGGACAUCAGAGAAUUCCUAUUAGAGAGUAACCGUACAAAUGUAAAGAAUGUGCCAGCUCUCCCUGCAAGUCACAACUUACUCCACAUUCUAGUUAUCACAUAAGAGCCAAAGUGUGAAAUGGAAAGUGGCCAUGCCUUUACCUGGAAUUCAAUCUUUGCUCGAUACCACAAAAUGCACCCUAGAUGCAAACCCUAGAAAUGUAAUGAAUGAAGACCCUCAUUUUAAAUAUACACUUUAGGAAACACAAGAGAUGCAUAUAAGAAAGUAACUGGAAAGAUAGAUUUACAAAAGUACUUCAUUGAACAUCACAUGUGAAUCAUGUUACAGAAAUCAAGUAGAAAGGAGUAUAUCUGUCAUUUCAUUCAGACAUUGCUUCAAAAUACUUACAAGGAAUAACACAGAGUUAGACACUUAGAAAACAUAUAUGCUAUUCUGGUCCUAAAGAUCUAGUGGAUCGGUUUUUGAAUAAGUAUAAUUAAUUUCAAAAUGUGCUUUGUUUUGUUUUUUGUUUUUUGGGGUUUUUUUUGUUUACAUUGACCCUCUUUGGGAUUUGUGACUAGCAAAUAUUAAUGUAUUCCUACUCUCAAAUCCCUUCGGAAUAUUCAUUUAUUCCUGGUGGAUGUGUGAAACCAUGUGGAUGACUUGUUGAAUCAAAAGUAUGAGAUGCCCUUCUUUAUUAGAUGGGACCAAGGCAUGUCUAAUUUUCCACAGAAGAUAAAGGAUAGUUUGAUGCACAACAGCUGAAGCAAAUCUAAAUGGAGAUGCUGUUUGUGGUUAUACCACUGAUGUAAGUUGUCAUGAGACAGGUGUUGAGAACACCAUUGUCCAUUUAUUAACUCUAAAAACUUCCUGAAUAUUAGAAAGAAAAUGUUUUACGUUAAGGUCUUAAAGGCAAAAGAGGUGGCAGUCCAGUGCACUGAUAGAUCUUUGUAAGAGCAAUAGUCAGAGCACAUGAGUUGAUGUGGCUGCAAUGAAGACAUCUUCACAGAUGGCAGCCAGAGCCUAGCUAACUCUUCCCCCAAAUGGCAUAAAUUGUACAUCCACAUCUCUCAACACUUACCUCUGGCCUGAUAUUUAUGGAAAUCACUACUCCCCUGUCAUUACAUCAACACAUGAAUGCUUUUUUACCACUUGUAUUCUAUAUUUUUAACGAUUUGUUGAGUCGAGUGGAUUUGAAAUGCAUAAAUUGGUCUG
This is a messenger RNA of Prionailurus viverrinus (fishing cat), 4222 nucleotides long. Its product is annotated as zinc finger protein 678-like. The coding region runs from base 256 to 2994 and encodes 912 amino acids. The transcript is spliced from 4 exons. Gene Ontology annotation, molecular function: RNA polymerase II cis-regulatory region sequence-specific DNA binding; DNA-binding transcription repressor activity, RNA polymerase II-specific. Gene Ontology annotation, biological process: negative regulation of transcription by RNA polymerase II. NCBI's taxonomy places the organism in Eukaryota, Metazoa, Chordata, Mammalia, Carnivora, Felidae. The record is from RefSeq and is a predicted model, not a curated record.